Molecule: messenger RNA, 1320 nt
Organism: Symbiodinium natans
Lineage: Eukaryota; Dinophyceae; Suessiales; Symbiodiniaceae
Source: the annotation of a GenBank genome assembly
AUGCUGGCUUCAUAUGAGCAUGCCUUGCGACGCAGCGUCUCCUGCUGCAAGCUGCAGCAUCGCUUGCGAUCGAGGACGACGCGCUCGCAGUGGCCAGCAAGCUACAACCAGGAAGUGCAGGAAUGGCUUAGUCGCACGAGGGCUGAGACUCCAGAGAAGGUGGACGCACAGGAUUUGGGUCUGCGACGGCUUCCCGUCCGUCUGAUCAGUACCGUACAUCAGUGUGAGACGGCAACAGAUGCCAUCCUUCAGUCGCGACAGCAUGCUGUUGCACUUGAUGGUGAAGGAGCCAGGCUCGGACGCUUUGGGAGGCUCGCAUUGCUGCAGCUUGCGACCGAGACAGAGGUCUUUCUUGUGGAUGUGGAGAGCGACAGCGGGCCAGAGAUUUUGAAUUCGCUAAAAGUCUUGCUUGCAAAUGCAGGGAUCGUGAAGGUGGUCCAUGAUUGCCGUGAAGUUGCCUCUGUUCUGCUGAAUCAAUAUAACAUUUCUCUACACGGCGUGUACGAUAUCCAGAUUGCUUUUUCUGCUUGGCUGGAGAGGCAAGGGCUGGAUGCUUACCAGGCCGGUCUAUCAGAGGUGAUGCGUACUUUCCGCUUGGGUGCCUAUCAGCUCCAUCGCUGGGAUCGACUGGAACGCAACGUUCCUCUGCAGUGGCACGACAGACCGUUGCGUUCACGUCUACUUCGACAUGCAGUUGAAAAUGUUGUACACUUACUACCAUUACAGCGAGCCCUAAAUAGAGAGCUCGGUGAUCCAGCAGGCACCAUGAUUCAGCGCCGCAGCAUGCAAAACGUCGACUACGCGCGCUUGAACAGCUCACAUCUCCUUGUGGAAGGAGCAUCAUCCUUUCGUACUGGCAUGAAGCUGCACGCAAUGCUUGUUUCUCGAAAACCUGAAGUUGCCUAUUUCAAGAUCAACCAUGUCCCAGUCACUGGAGCUGUAGUGGACAAGGACGAUCUGAAGGAGUUCGCGGAUCUUGAGAUAGGUGACAUUGCAGAUUGCGAAGUGAAAUCCUUGAGCCCUUGUCAGCAGUUUGUGUACUUAUUGCGCGAGGGACAUGGCAGUUUGAUGUUUGAUCGCCAAAGACUCAAAAUGGUGAAUCUGGCGCCGAAGAGCAAGCUUGACGAAACAAGGCCGAGUAGACAGUCAAGCUUGUAUGGGCAUGGGUCAUCAAGCGGGGGGCCGAGCCUCAAGCUGGAGCCACGAAGCUUUCGUGAAAUGAAGCCGGCCGUCAUCCACAAGCCUGGAAAGCGCGGAUCUGUCAAAGUUAGACAGACAGGCUUCAAGCCACCAGAGCCGCAACAACACAGCUACGAAUGA